GUAGGAAACUAUUUGUAAUGUAUGAUUAUAUAUAAAACCACAGACCUCGACAGUUUGUGGACAUUCCGGAGUGAACAUGGCAGUUAGCAACUUCCUUCUGGUACUGGGUUUCUCUUGUGUUGGCUUGACUUUCUCUGUCAGUGGUAUACAAAACGAGAAAUGGCAUGAUGCCGGAAGUACUUUGAAAUCCGUCAAAAAACUCACUACCGGUGAUAAACUUCGGGUGCAGGUGGAGCUUCUUCUCUCUCCGGAAACUCAAGUUGAGUGGAUAGUGGACCAAACCAUCAUUGGAUCAAAUGAAGGCACAUUUGGCACUUCGACUACAAAGCUUGAUAACAGUGUAAUAUACACCAUAGAUUUGUCAACUCCCGUCAAAUACCUCGAGCUUAAAUCUGUCAGCAGAGGAAAUGUCUUGACCAGAUAUACCAUUAACGUAAAUUCAGACAAUUCAUCAAGGUAUUUCGAUGACAGAGCUUGUCAGGCAUCUAUGUCGAACAUCAACAGUACCUCAUUUGCUGCAUAUUUUCGGUGUUUCCCGGAAUUAGAUUCUAGAGACUCUUGGUAUCAGAGCAUGGCGGUUUUUGAUAGGAUUCAAACUGACAAAGUAGGCUACAGUACUCUACAAGGGGAACCCAAUCCUUACUUUAACUUAACUUUUGAACGAAAUACAAUUGCCAAAGGAAUCGUUGUAUUCUCGGACCUAAUUUUGGAAAUGGGUAAAACCUUCAUGUUUCUGGAUAGUUUUCUUACCUUGAAUAUUGACGACACACUGAAUUCUAUUACAUACGCGUAUUUACAAGAUAUCAGCUCUAUAAAAACAGAGAAAGAGUUCGAGUUCCUGAACACUUUCCCGGAUUCCGAAAUUUCUGAGGGGAAAACUGUAACAAUAUUUUGUGAAGCACUGGGUAGAAGCCCUCCUUCAGUAAGAAUGAAGAGAAACGGGAUGACAAUAUCAGAAUCAGAUGGCGUGUACAUCGCUAGCAGAAGGACGAGUCUUUGGUCAACAUUCUAUGUUACUUUCCUUCACGCUUCAAAGGAAAUUGAGGGGAACUACUCCUGUGUAGCAGAGAGUGAAAGCAGGACAGCUUAUCAAUCAUAUAGGGUAGAAGUAAAACCUAUAGUUUGCUGGGAUCUUAUGAUUGAUUUCAAUGUUACGGACGAGACAAGUCCCCUAGUGGUCGAAGGAUCCAAAGGCGUCAAUGUUGACUGCUCCAAUUAUGAGAACGAUAACGUCACUUUUGACACGAUUAAACGGACGGCCUUAACCCAAUGGACAGAGCGAUUAGAGGUCACGAUCCCACGCUCAGCUUUCAAGAUGAGGCGGAUUGACUGUACAGCAACAGAUAAAAACGGAGAAAUUUCAAUUGAAUUGUAUUAAAUAACCGGGGAUACAUUCAAGCUUGAACUCUUAUAUAAACUUGAAAAUUUUAAACAUAAAUAAAGGAUUGCAUACUGCUUUAUUGAUCACUGUUUUCUUACA
Magallana angulata is the source of this 1480-nucleotide messenger RNA. RefSeq lists its product as uncharacterized. The transcript is spliced from 4 exons. The coding region runs from base 77 to 1378 and encodes 433 amino acids. NCBI's taxonomy places the organism in Eukaryota, Metazoa, Mollusca, Bivalvia, Ostreida, Ostreidae. The record is from RefSeq and is a predicted model, not a curated record.